AUGAACAGCGAGGAGCAGUACUACGCAGCGACGCAGCUCUACAAGGACCCGUGCGCCUUCCAGCGGGGCCCGGCUCCCGAGUUCAGCGCCAGUCCCCCUGCGUGCCUGUACAUGGGCCGCCAGCCCCCGCCGCCGCCGCCCCCGUUCCCGGGGACGCUGGGAGCUCUGGAGCAGGGCAGCCCCCCGGACAUCUCCCCGUACGAGGUGCCUCCCCUCGCCGACGACGCCGCGGUGGCGCACCUCCACCACCACCUCCCAGCUCAGCUCACGCUCCCCCACCCGCCGGCCGGGCCCUUCCCGGAGGGAGCCGAGCCAGCAGCCCUGGAGGAGCCCAGCCGCGUCCAGCUGCCUUUCCCGUGGAUGAAGUCUACCAAGGCUCACGCCUGGAAAGGCCAGUGGGCAGGCGGCGCCUACGUUGCAGAGCCAGAAGAAAACAAACGGACUCGCACUGCCUACACUCGCGCCCAGCUGCUGGAGCUGGAGAAGGAGUUCCUGUUCAACAAAUACAUCUCGAGGCCACGCAGGGUGGAGCUGGCCGUCAUGCUGAACUUGACCGAGAGGCACAUCAAGAUCUGGUUUCAGAACCGCCGCAUGAAAUGGAAAAAGGAGGAGGACAAGAAGCGCAGCUGCGGUACAGCGCCCGGGGGCGUCGCGGACGCGGAACCAGAGCAGGACUGUGCGGUGAGCUCGGGGGAGGAGCUGCUGGCACUGCCGCCUGCGCUGCCCCCGGGGGGUGCUGUGCCGCCUGCUGUUCCCGCCGCUGCCCGGGAAGGACGUCUGCCGCCGGGCCUGAGUGCAUCGCCGAAGCCGUCCAGUGUGGCGCCCGUGCGACCGCAAGAGCCCCGGUGA
Nyctereutes procyonoides (raccoon dog) is the source of this 849-nucleotide messenger RNA. It is a transcript of the gene PDX1, whose product is annotated as pancreatic and duodenal homeobox 1. NCBI's taxonomy places the organism in Eukaryota, Metazoa, Chordata, Mammalia, Carnivora, Canidae. Gene Ontology annotation, cellular component: nucleus. The transcript is spliced from 2 exons. Gene Ontology annotation, molecular function: DNA-binding transcription factor activity, RNA polymerase II-specific; RNA polymerase II cis-regulatory region sequence-specific DNA binding. Gene Ontology annotation, biological process: regulation of transcription by RNA polymerase II; type B pancreatic cell differentiation. The record is from RefSeq and is a predicted model, not a curated record. The coding region runs from base 1 to 849 and encodes 282 amino acids.